Messenger RNA from Nothoprocta perdicaria, 580 nucleotides. It is a transcript of the gene IGFBP4, whose product is annotated as insulin like growth factor binding protein 4. Gene Ontology annotation, biological process: regulation of insulin-like growth factor receptor signaling pathway. NCBI's taxonomy places the organism in Eukaryota, Metazoa, Chordata, Aves, Tinamiformes, Tinamidae. The record is from RefSeq and is a predicted model, not a curated record. Gene Ontology annotation, molecular function: insulin-like growth factor II binding; insulin-like growth factor I binding. Gene Ontology annotation, cellular component: extracellular region. Bases 86 to 568 code for a protein of 160 amino acids. The transcript has 4 exons.
CGCCUGCGGCGUCUACACGGCGCGCUGCGGCGCGGGGCUGCGCUGCUACCCGCCCCGCGGCGAGCCGCGCCCGCUGCGCACCCUCAUGCACGGCCAGGGCGUCUGCACCGACCUGGCCGACGUGGAGGCCAUCCAGGAGAGCCUGCAGCCCCAAGAGAAGGAGGAGAUCGAGCACCCCAACAACAGCUUCAGCCCCUGCAGCCUCCAGGACCGCAAGUGCCUGCAGAAGCAGCAGGCGAAGCGCGUCGGCAACGGCAACAAGAUGAGGAGCAGCGGGAGCCACCGGGAGGAGAGCCGGCCCAUAGCGCAGGGCUCGUGCCAGAGCGAGCUGCACCGCGCGCUGGAGCGGCUGGCGGCGUCGCAGAGCCGCACGCAUGAGGACCUCUACGUCAUCCCCAUCCCCAACUGCGACCGCAACGGCAACUUCCACCCCAAGCAGUGUCACCCGGCGCUGGACGGGCAGCGCGGCAAGUGCUGGUGCGUGGACCGCAAGACCGGGGUGAAGCUGCCCGGCUUCCUGGAGCUCCCGGGGGACCUGGACUGUCACCAGGCGGCCGACAGCAUGUGAACGUUGCCGCCG